CGUUAGUGUUGAUUGGCUCCGCGUCGUUUGACCAAAUCCUGCAACUUCCGGGAAUCGGACAGGAUGAGAGCGAGCCCACUUAGAUCCAGGGGAAAGAAGGAGGCGGAGGACGAGCCCGUUGUGCGAGAACAGGAGGAAAGUGCGUUUAGGAGAGGCCCGAUCAGAACGGAACCAAGGUCAUCCAGCGCUAAGGAGUUACCAGUCAUCCCUACCGUUACUGUCUCUCCAAGUCGACAUGGUGGCACGACUAGUUUACAGCAACGCAGCGGAUUUCCACAUCAAACAAGUUACGAGAACCUUAAUGAAAUCGCCGAGGGAAAAGAAAAGGAACUUCCCGCACAACCUUUUCCAGGCGUUUCUCAGAAGGCAGAUUCGCACAGCUCAUCAUGGGUCCCCGCUUCAAACGCCCUUACUCGCCAAAAGAGCGUUAAAGUGGACACCCCUAGCCAUAUACGUCGUGGGAGUGCAUCCCACAUCUUCUUAGACACCCGCGCACCCCCGACGCCUUCUGUUGAACGCGGGACAUUAAGACGAGCGAACUCGAUCAUGAUUCGUCCCGAGCGAGCACAAGAUGAGCAUGGCGAACGACCGCCAGCCAUGACCAUGCUAAAAGAGAAAAAGAAAAAGUACGACCCGUGGACGAUCGUUAGCAGAGCACUUACCUGUUGGAUACCUACUUUCUGUAUAGAGCGAUUUGGACGGAUGCAUGAUCCCGCGGUCCAGCAAGCUUGGAGAGAAAAGGUUGCACUUUGUACCAUUAUUACUUUUAUGUGCGGACUCUUGGGAUUCUUGACGUACGGAUUCGUUGCCACAGCAUGUCGGACUCAGGAAACUGUAGGCAUCGAUGACGUGAGAGCUUCUACCCCCAAUACCUUCCCUCACCGUUUCGUUAUCAACGGAAUUGUAUACGAUGUGUCGAAAAUUCUACCUUGGCACAAUUCCUUACCUGGGUUUACGACAGGCGGUCUACCAACAACUCAUAUCAAUCAACUUACCGGCGUAGAUGUGACUCCAUACUUUUGGCCUCCAACUACACCACCAGCUGCUUGCAAGGACCUUUUUACGGCACCUUACGCUCCCAGUUGUGGCACUUCUGCUUUUCCAGCUUCAUUAACUCACUGUCAUGAUCCAACUCGAGUCGCCAGAGUCCUUGCGGAAUUCCCUGCCGCACGAAUUGGGCCAGUUACAUACGAAUGGCCGGACAUUGUAUUUGAGCAGAGUACAUAUAUGGCUUUUAAAGAACGGGUUUUGGACAUGAGGCCGUACCUUAACGCCAAUGUUAAACUGUUUGGAAAUUGGACGGAUAUGGCCAUCAGAUCCCACCUUGGAAAAGAUGCAUCAAGAAUCUUUGGUGGGUCUCCCUCUCGUAUCAGAAUGGGAGAAUGUCUGAUAGCCAUGUACGCUGUCGGGCGGGUCGAAGAGAGAACUCUAGGAUGCAUUGCGUCCGAUAUAGUUCUCUACGUUUCUCUGAUUAUUAUUUUAUCCGUCGUGCUCAUUCGAUUCGCAAUGGCGAUUCUUUUUGACUGGUUCAUAUCUUGGCAGCUGGGUAAGCUCCAGCAAGAGCACGCCCAAUCUGCAAAGACAGCUCUUCGGCGGCAGGUUCUAGACAAGGGUAUCGUACCGUUCCCCAUGAAAGGGAAAUUGGACGGUGGAAGUGCAAGACCUUCGCCAGAACUUUCAGUUCCGCCUUCGCUACAUGUAUUGGACGGCCGGAAAUCAGUGGCAAGUGAUAUUUCUGGUGACACCCUCGUGGGGUCCAAGCAUCCUUCAGCACGGAAUGAACAGCAGUCGAAUGACGAUCUUCGGCGUCACAUGCCUGGCUGGUCGGGACCGCUGGCCGGGUCUGCCGUUUCCAAGUCCCCAUCUACUUACAGUUCUCCCUACGGUUUAGAAGUAUAUACGGUGAUGCUUGUAACGGCCUAUUCAGAAGGCGAAGAAGGUCUCCGUAAUACUAUGGACUCUCUGGCGAACACGACUUAUUCAGAUGAUCACAAGCUGAUGUUCAUUGUUGCCGAUGGGCUAAUCACUGGAAGUGGUAACGACAAAUCCACACCCGAAAUCAUCAUCGAUAUGCUGGAAAUGGACAAGAAUUGGCCCACACCGCCCGCACCCAUGUCAUAUGUUGCUAUCUCGGAAGGGACCAAACGGCACAACAUGGCGCAAGUUUACGUUGCAUGGUAUAAUAGUAAUGGUCGAUGUAUACCCACGAUUUUGGUCGUCAAAUGCGGGACACCAGAGGAAGCCGAUCAACCAAAACCUGGAAACCGAGGGAAGAGGGACAGUCAAAUCAUCCUGAUGUCUUUCUUCCAAAAAGUGACCUUUGACGAUCCCAUGGCACCUCUCGAUUAUGACUUGUUCCAAAAGAUUCAUUACUUGAUGGGAGUCACACCCGACAUGUUUGAAAUUGUCCUUAUGGUAGACGCCGACACAAAAGUUGCUCCCGAUUCUUUGGCCAGAAUGGUGGCCUCCAUGGUGUCCGAUCCGAUGGUGAUGGGCUUAUGCGGUGAAACCCGUAUUGCGAACAAGUCGGAAAGCUGGGUCUCCCGGAUUCAAGUAUUUGAAUAUUACCUAUCGCAUCACCUUGCAAAAGCAUUCGAAUCUGUUUUUGGAGGAGUUACAUGCUUGCCAGGAUGCUUCUGCAUGUACCGUAUCAAAGCUCCAAAGGGUGAUGGAUACUGGGUGCCCAUCCUCUGCAAUCCAGACAUUGUUGCAACCUACUCUGAGAACCGAGUCGAUACGCUUCAUAAAAAGAAUCUGCUUCUUCUCGGUGAAGACCGCUUUUUGACGACACUCAUGUUGGGGACAUUUCCACACCGAAAGCAGAUAUUCGUUCCGCGAGCAUUCUGCAAAACUGUGGUUCCCGCUGAGUUCAAAGUCUUGUUGUCCCAACGGCGCCGAUGGAUCAAUUCUACCAUACACAAUCUGCUGGAAUUGGUCCUGGUUCGGGAACUAUGUGGAGUGUUUUGCUUUUCGAUGCAGUUUGUCAUCAUGUUGGAGCUGAUUGGGACAGUGGUAUUGCCUGCAGCCAUCAUUUUCACCCUCCUCCUCCUAGUUAUGGCAGGGGUCAGUCCAGAAGUACCUUGGAUCCCACUAGGCCUUUUAGCAGCUAUCCUUGGUCUCCCCGCCAUCCUCAUAAUGCUCACCACCAAAAGACGGGUCUACAUCUAUUGGAUGCUCAUCUACCUUCUCGCCCUUCCCAUUUGGAAUUUUGUCCUUCCCGUCUAUGCUUUUUGGCAUUUUGACGACUUUUCCUGGGGACAGACACGCAAAGUUGCUGGUGAAGGCGCAGGAGAUAAAUCGGGCCAUGGAGCCGCGGGAGAGGGAGAGAAAGAUGGUGCAACCGAUGUACCAAGACGAAGGUGGGUGGAUUGGGAAACAGAGAGGCGGAAGGCGAUUGUUUUGGAAUGGGAAUUGGAGAAUAGGAAGAAUGAAGUUGUCCGCAAAUAUCGACAGAAUGGCGAGCCUGGAGAGGGUGAAGAUGAUGUGACGGAUGAACUUUUGGACGAAGAAGAGCCAAUCAAGCUGCAUCCGGUCCCACCACCUAGAGUGCGAAUGAAAAGGUCUAAAUAG
Molecule: messenger RNA, 3570 nt
Organism: Spizellomyces punctatus DAOM BR117
Lineage: Eukaryota; Fungi; Chytridiomycota; Chytridiomycetes; Spizellomycetales; Spizellomycetaceae
Exons: 2
Coding region: 64-3570 (1168 amino acids)
Cellular component (GO): cell periphery; cell septum
Molecular function (GO): chitin synthase activity
Source: RefSeq, a predicted model, not a curated record